Onychostruthus taczanowskii (white-rumped snowfinch) is the source of this 1351-nucleotide messenger RNA. RefSeq names its product RNA binding motif protein 43 (gene RBM43). The transcript has 4 exons. Gene Ontology annotation, molecular function: RNA binding. The coding region runs from base 168 to 1166 and encodes 332 amino acids. Lineage: Eukaryota; Metazoa; Chordata; Aves; Passeriformes; Passeridae. The record is from RefSeq and is a predicted model, not a curated record.
GGGGCGGCCGCAGGGGCGGCCCCGCCGCUUUCGCUUUCGUUUCCCCGCCGGGCCCGCUCAGUCCGGGCCUUUCCCGGUGAGAUCCCUUCCCGGUAUCCUUGUCCCGGUGGGAUCCUCGUCCCGGCGAGCCCGUCCCGGUGGGAUCCCGUCCCGUUGGAGCAGCGGCCAUGGCUGCCGGAGGCACGAGGACAGUCGUGGUGGCCGGGGUCCCAGCUGGCCUCCUGCAGGACGAGCUCCUGGCUGACAUCCUCACCAUCCACUUCCAGAUGUCCCGGAACAACGGCGGGGACGUGGAGCAGCUGGCGUACCCCACGCGCCGCAGAGGAGUCGCCUACGUCACCUUCGAUGACCCAGGAGUUGUGGAGCGUGUUCUGAAGAAGGAUCAGCAUCUCCUGCAGGACAAGAGGCUGCCCAGGCCCUACCCCCUGACAGUGACCCGCUACUGCCACAACGCCUUCCUCUGGGUCACGUCCACCCUGAACAUGGCUGUUUUCAGGGAUCACUUGGUUUUAGAAGAUUUGGUGGAAGAGAUGAGGAAGCAGAGCCCAGCUUUGAGUUUUGGGCCUUUGCAGCGUGACGGGCAGAUCGCCGUGCAAGGAUCCUUCCCAGCACUCCAAGUGCUGAGGGAAUUCCUCCUGCUGAAGGCAAAAUCCCUCUCAGAGGAGGACAAAAGAGAGGGAAAAUCCCCCCAGAGACCGAGGAGGAAGCUGCAGGAGCACAGAGGUGCUGCGGAGGCGAGGAAUUCCACCCGGGAUGCUCAGAGGGAAAAGCAAGUGCUGGUUCUGGACACGGAUAUCUAUCACUACAUGAAGUGCUUUCAUCCCAAGGCUUUGCAGGGAAAUGGUGUUGUCAUUUCUGGUGUCACUGACGGUGACAUCACCACGGUGUGCAUUGAGAGCGCUGGCAGCAAGGCUGGUGCUGUGCUGAGGGCCAAGAAAACGAUUGAAAAUUACUCGGUGGAGCUGCAGAAGAUUUUACGGAAGGAAAGGAUCGGCUUCAAGGAGCAGAGCAGAGCUGAGAAGCAGAGAUACAGGCAGCUGUGUGAGAGGCUGAAAGCCCGCUACCCCAGAGUGCUGCUCAUCCCUUAUGACACCCACCUCGACGUUGUGGGCACUUCUGCAGAUGUUUUUGGGUUCACAGAGGAGGUGAAGAGGCGCUCCAGGUAGGAGUGAGGGUUCCUGCCCUUUGGAUUUCUCACCCAGACUCUGCCCUGUGGCACUGCAGGUCUCCCUCUGUGGCACUGGGAUGUCACUUUGGCCCCCUCACAGGCUGGCAGCUCUGCACAGGGGAGUGACCAAGCCUGGUCCCCCCAAAUACCAAAUUAAGGUCAGAACAAAAAAAAAAAAAACAA